Mesoplodon densirostris (Blainville's beaked whale) is the source of this 3770-nucleotide messenger RNA. RefSeq names its product dynamin 1 (gene DNM1). The transcript has 20 exons. The coding region runs from base 1 to 2607 and encodes 868 amino acids. Gene Ontology annotation, molecular function: GTPase activity; GTP binding; microtubule binding. Lineage: Eukaryota; Metazoa; Chordata; Mammalia; Artiodactyla; Ziphiidae. Gene Ontology annotation, cellular component: membrane; cytoplasm; microtubule. The record is from RefSeq and is a predicted model, not a curated record.
AUGGGCAACCGUGGCAUGGAGGAUCUAAUCCCGCUGGUCAACCGGCUGCAGGAUGCCUUCUCCGCCAUCGGCCAGAACGCGGACCUCGACCUGCCGCAGAUCGCCGUGGUGGGCGGCCAGAGCGCCGGCAAGAGCUCGGUGCUCGAGAAUUUCGUAGGCAGGGACUUCCUGCCCCGAGGAUCUGGCAUUGUCACCCGACGCCCCCUGGUCCUGCAGCUGGUCAAUGCUGCCACAGAAUAUGCCGAGUUCCUGCACUGCAAGGGGAAGAAAUUCACCGACUUCGAGGAGGUGCGCCUGGAGAUUGAGGCUGAGACCGACCGGGUGACUGGCACUAACAAGGGCAUCUCUCCGGUGCCCAUCAACCUCCGCGUCUACUCGCCGCACGUGCUGAACCUGACCUUAGUGGACCUGCCCGGAAUGACCAAGGUCCCAGUGGGGGACCAACCUCCCGACAUCGAGUUCCAGAUCCGGGACAUGCUUAUGCAGUUCGUCACCAAGGAGAAUUGCCUCAUCUUGGCCGUGUCCCCAGCCAACUCCGACCUGGCCAACUCUGAUGCCCUCAAGGUCGCCAAGGAGGUGGACCCCCAGGGUCAGCGCACCAUCGGGGUCAUCACUAAGCUGGACCUGAUGGACGAGGGCACAGAUGCCCGUGAUGUUCUGGAGAACAAGCUGCUCCCGCUGCGCAGAGGCUACAUUGGAGUGGUGAACCGGAGCCAGAAGGACAUCGAUGGUAAGAAAGAUAUCACGGCUGCCUUGGCUGCUGAACGCAAGUUCUUCCUCUCCCACCCUUCCUACCGCCACUUGGCUGACCGCAUGGGCACGCCCUACCUGCAGAAGGUCCUUAACCAGCAACUGACAAACCACAUCCGGGACACACUGCCAGGGCUGCGGAACAAGCUUCAGAGCCAGCUGCUGUCCAUUGAGAAGGAGGUGGAGGAGUACAAGAACUUCCGCCCUGAUGACCCAGCACGCAAGACCAAGGCUCUGCUGCAGAUGGUCCAGCAAUUUGCUGUAGACUUUGAGAAGCGCAUUGAGGGCUCAGGGGACCAGAUCGACACCUAUGAACUGUCGGGGGGAGCCCGCAUCAACCGGAUCUUCCAUGAGCGCUUCCCCUUUGAGCUGGUCAAGAUGGAGUUUGACGAGAAGGAACUCCGAAGGGAGAUCAGCUAUGCCAUCAAGAAUAUACAUGGCAUUAGAACGGGGCUCUUUACCCCAGACAUGGCCUUUGAGACCAUUGUGAAAAAGCAGGUGAAGAAGAUCCGAGAACCGUGUCUCAAGUGUGUGGACAUGGUUAUCUCGGAGCUAAUCAGCACCGUUAGACAGUGCACCAAGAAGCUCCAGCAGUACCCCCGGCUGCGGGAGGAGAUGGAGCGCAUCGUGACCACCCACAUCCGGGAGCGCGAGGGUCGCACCAAGGAGCAGGUCAUGCUCCUCAUCGAUAUUGAACUGGCUUACAUGAAUACCAACCAUGAGGACUUCAUAGGCUUUGCCAAUGCUCAGCAGAGGAGCAACCAGAUGAACAAGAAGAAGGCUUCAGGGAACCAGGGACUUCCUGCCCCCCCUCCCACCCUCCAGGUCAUCCGGAAGGGCUGGCUGACCAUCAACAACAUCGGUAUCAUGAAGGGAGGCUCCAAGGAGUAUUGGUUUGUGCUGACCGCCGAGAAUCUGUCCUGGUACAAGGAUGACGAGGAGAAAGAGAAGAAGUACAUGCUGUCGGUGGACAACCUGAAGCUGCGGGACGUGGAGAAGGGCUUCAUGUCCAGCAAGCACAUCUUUGCCCUCUUCAACACGGAGCAGAGGAACGUCUACAAGGAUUACCGGCAGCUGGAACUGGCCUGCGAGACACAGGAGGAGGUGGAUAGCUGGAAGGCCUCCUUCCUGAGGGCUGGCGUGUACCCCGAGCGUGCCAGUGAGACGGAGGAGAAUGGCUCAGACAACUUCAUGCACUCCAUGGACCCACAGCUGGAGCGGCAGGUGGAGACCAUCCGGAACUUGGUGGACUCAUACAUGGCCAUAGUCAACAAGACCGUCCGCGACCUCAUGCCUAAGACCAUCAUGCACCUCAUGAUCAACAAUACCAAGGAAUUCAUCUUCUCGGAGCUGCUGGCCAACCUGUACUCGUGCGGGGACCAGAACACACUGAUGGAGGAGUCGGCCGAGCAGGCGCAGCGGCGCGACGAGAUGCUGCGCAUGUACCACGCACUGAAAGAGGCGCUCAGCAUCAUCGGCGACAUCAACACGACCACUGUCAGCACGCCCAUGCCCCCGCCCGUGGACGACUCCUGGCUGCAGGUGCAGAGCGUACCGGCUGGACGCAGGUCACCCACGUCCAGCCCCACACCGCAGCGCCGAGCCCCCGCGGUGCCCCCAGCCCGGCCCGGGUCGCGGGGCCCUGCUCCUGGGCCUCCGCCUGCUGGGUCCGCCCUAGGGGGGGCGCCCCCCGUGCCCUCCAGGCCGGGGGCUUCCCCUGACCCCUUCGGUCCUCCCCCCCAGGUGCCCUCGCGCCCCAACCGCGCCCCGCCCGGGGUCCCCAGCAGGAAGGGCCCAGCCUCACCUACGCGACCUGCGGUCCCCCGACCAGCUGAGGCUCCCCUCUUAGACUUAUAAGCCUGUGGCCACUGGUAUCCAGCCGCCUGCCCUCCCUGCCUCCCCAGGGUCCCUUUAGAGGACUCCUGGGCUUUCUGCCCACCCAGAGGGGCCUCUAGUGCUCCCUCCAGCCAUUCUGUUAGCUUUGCCCUCCUGGUUCAAACAGUGUUCUUUCUCCUGUCUUUCUCCAUCAGGCCUGGUGGCUGUCUCGUGGGGCUCACGGCCCCAUACUCCCUGAGGCUAGGGAUGGCCCUGCGCCAGUGGGUUGAAAGAUGGGGCCCGAGAAGAGGGAAGCCAGAGGGGGCCGAGCACGUGUCUGGAGCUGUGGGUGCACUGCCUGGUGGUGUGUGAGAGACCAGCGUGUGUGGAGGGGUGGGCGCUGCCCCAGCCUUUACCCCAGACCCCAGUGAGGCUCUGGCCCCUGCCCAUCUCCUGCCCUUCCACCUUCCCUUUCUCGUCUCUCUUCUCUAUUCCAGAACGCUUGCCCACCCCUGGGUCUUCUGCCCCGCCCUCCUCUCCCCCGACUGCCGGGCUAGGCUGCCCUUGCCUUACCAGUUCUCUCCCCCUUUUCUCUCUCCCGUUCUCUCUUUGCUUUCUCUCCAACUGCCAGCCGAUCGGGUCAGGCAAGUCCAUCCCGACCUGAGAGCCCCAGGCCCCCCUUCGACCUCUAACCAGAUCCCUCCUAUUCCUCGGAGACCUCCCUUUCCAAGCCUGCCUGGACGGCUGUUCUGUGACUUGACAGUGGCUACCCAGCCCCCGAGCUUCCCCUUCAUCUGUGACUUAGUCUGUUGUAGUGGUGAGCUGACACAUCCAGGCGUGACGUUGGUGAAACUUGUGCCCCUCUGUGGUCUUGCUCCUGCCCAGUUCUAUAAAUAUCUAUAAAUACUCAUAUAUAUAUAUAUACACACACAUAUAUGGCCAAGCCUCACCUCUAGUGUCGGGAAUCAAUCACCAUGCUGUCCUUGAGGAGUCCUGUGGCCCAACUACAAGGGAACGCCGUCACCCUGACAUCCCCCUCCAAAGCGUGCCACCUCUGAUGAGCCCCCCCGUCGUACCCAGCCUGUGGACAGCCAGCCCCCCUCUGCCGCCCUCCCGUCCCUACCCUCCCUUGCACACGGGGGUGCUGUACUGGCAGCUGUGUAGUUCUCUGACCACUACCAGUCUUGCUGUCUCUUGGCUGAGAA